UUAUGAAAACAAGCAAUGAACUGUAUUUGCCCCAUGGGCUCUGUGUAGUUUGCCAACUUCUAGUUCAGUUCAUUAAUGUUAAGAGAACUUGCACUUCCAGACAUGAUGGAUGACCAGAUUCAUCCACUCACUUUAAACAACCAAAAAACAAAACAAAAUAUAUGAAAUAACAGCUCUGAGUAACAGGAAACAUAGGAUAAUGACCCUUGAGAAAAGAGAAAUAAGUAUACUUAGCCCUGUUACUGCUUCUCUCUGUGUGGAGAAGGUUUCUAGAUUGCAGCACAAGGAAGAGAAAACCUAAACAGACCAGUUGUCUCACUGAGUUGAUAAGUCAGUUUGGAAUUCAGAAAGGUAGCUUGAUAUUAGAGAGGGAAGAGACAGAGACUGAGAGAGAAAGAUACAGAGAUCUUUAGAAGGGACUGCUGGAGUCUAACUAAUUUGUGAUCUGUGAAUCACCCACGCCUGGGGUAAAAUGCCCAGAAAACAGCAGGCCAGCUAUUCCCAGGGCUGACACGGGACCAGGAAUAUUUCAUUUUCCACCAACCAAAGUGCAAAGACUUCCUAAUACAUGGAGCACUGAGAAAAGUCCUCACAAGGAUAGUCCCUGAGUAGUGGGAUGACACUGCCCUAAACUAUGAAGUCUGUGCUCCAUCCAUUUUAACAAAGUUUAAAAGCAGGGUCCAAAAGAGAAGAGGAGAAGAAGAAAUUUCAAAAACAUUAGUGGAGUUGCUGCCACAAUAAAAAUUAUUUAGAUUGUAGGGAGAUCAAACCAUUCCAGAAGCCCAGAGCAACUCAACUUAUCCUCAGAAGAGCCACAAGAAGAUAAAAAUGUCCAAGUUUUAAUUAGUAUCUUCUGUUCUAUCUGUAAAAAUAUUUUACUGUAACUUAUAUGAAUCCCCAGGGAAAAUGUAGUUGAUUUAGUUAUUUGUUAAGUGGAAGUAAGCUAAUAUACAUUAGUUAUUUACCAUAGUUUAGGCACCAUACUAGAUUUUUAUUUAUAAUCUUUUUAUCUGCUGAUCCUCAAAAAUGUUUUAUAAAUUAGAGAUGAAAAAACUAAGAAAGAGAUUAAGUAAAUAACUUGCACAAAGUCACACAACCAGCCAGUGGUGGAGAGAAUAUUCCAUUUCAGAACUUUGUGGCUUCAAAACCUAAAUUCCAUAAUUCAGAUGAUAAGAUACCACAGAUGUCCUUCUUUUUCUCUAUCCUUCCUCAUGCAUUUGGGUUCUGUAGCAUCCAGUGGGAAAGAACAGAACCCUUUGAUCAUUGAAUCAUUUUGUGAAUUUACUGGUUGCCCUAGGAGGUGUGAAAACAUGAAUGAAGUUUUCAGACAUUUGUCAGUCUGAUGGACACCAUGGCUCCAAGCAGAGUAGUACCAUGUACAGAUGUCAAAUAACCAUUAACUCUAACAGAAUUGCUGGGUAAUUUUUGAUGAAGUGAAAAGUAUAAAAACUUUUCAGAGAGGACAUGCUUUACAGGACAACAUCCAGUGCAAACUAUGCAUAACUUGGAUGUUAAGUUUGUACUCAUCAGCCUGAGGUUUAAUAUGACAUAACUUACUUGUGAACAGCUACUACUCUGUCCAAUUUGGUGUGAAGUUUUCUUUUCUUCCCAAUGCCCACUUCUUUGCAUCAGCUUAAAGGCUGUUUAGCUUAUUAGCUCAGUUAAGAGAUUUCUGUAAUUUGACUCUCAUGGAUCUGAAAGUUCAAAUUUCACAGCACCCUAAAUGUUAGAAACCUUUUGAUCAGUGUGGUUGAACUUUUGUACAGGAAAAGACUCUUCCAUGGAGCCCACUGACUCGGUUUAUUUCAACUUACUAAUACCAGACUGACUUAAGUGACACUAAUAUAGAGCCGAGCUGGUUGUUAAUGAGACCACAUAUGUUUACAGUCUGUUUUCAACACUCAGGAUUUCACCCAUCUGCCUACAGAGAAAUGGUCAAAUACAAGAUGUGACAUCUUGUAUGACUUUGUGCUAGAGCACAUUGAUUCACUCAAAGUCAACACAGGUUUAUUAAGUUCCUACUAUAUUUGCAUAGACAGUAAAAAAAAAGAUGAGUAUUUAUUCCACACACUUAAGAUUUUUAAUGUUAGAAGGUUUAAGGCAAGUGAAUAAAUAGCCGUGUAUAAGAGACCAAGAAAAGUGUCUUAAGAGGUACAAAAUGCUGUGAAGAUCCAGAGGAGAGAUUAUAGCUCCUUGAGGGGAGAUCUAGACGCUAAAGGAGAAGUAGUCCUUAGUCCUUGAACAGACAGGUACUGGGGGUGAAGGAGGCAGCAGGUGAUGUUUCAGAGAGAGAACAUCAUUAAUGAACACAAACACACACACAAGUGCUAGUUGUAUUGAGGAAAUAGUGAGUCAUUAAUUUUAUCUGGAAUUCAGGUUCCCUCACACUGCAUUCGGAGCAACAGUGAGAGAUAAGAUUGGAAAAGCAGACUGAAGGGUUAUUCUGAAGCAUUUAGAAUAUGAAACUGAGAAUUUGUAAUUUAGUAAGUGUUACUGAUGUAAAACCAUCACAUUGGUUUACCAUAGUUAUUGGUACCCUAGGGAAUAUAGACUAGCCAACUGCCCCCAAACUCUUCUCACAUAUCGUUUUAUCAUUUAUAGUGGUUAUAUAGCAUUUCAUUAUAUGGAUUACCAACAUUUAUUUAACCAUUCUGCUAUUGUUGGACCUAUAUGCUGUCGCCAGUAUUCUGCAGUUGCUAUAAUUUUACAACAAACUUCUGUUGCUAAUUUUUUCCCUUCCAUAUUACUUCCAUAGGGUAGACUCUUAGAUAUUAAACUUCUUGGAUAAGAAACAAAAUAAUUUAAGUUCACUGAAACAUACCUUAAGAUUAAAUUGCUCAAGCAUUUGUGCAAAUUUACAGUUCUAUUUGAGAUUUUAAAUUAGUAGUAUUAAAAAAAGAGACAACAGGUCCCAAAUGGAGUUACUUGUGCUAAAGACCAUGUCAGCAAACCAGGGCUUAAUACCUAACCUAACUGCAAUUUCAACGUAACCUUUAGUCAACCUGGAAUUACCUGGUCAGCACUAGAUGAGGUCAUCUGCCAUAGGCCCCUCCAUUCCCCUUAGGAAGGCAACUUGCCUGUAACAAUACAUUCUUUGCUAAUAACUUUCUUUUUCUGCCCCUUUUAUACCUUUAAAAACCUUUCUUUUUCUCCAGUGUGGUGGAACCAAUUUGACCUUUAAAUUUACUCAAUCAAAUUUUUCUUACUUAACGGUAGCCUGUAUGGGCUUUAGUUUUUGCCCCUGAGUGCCUUAUAGGCGCUGCUAAGCCUCUGAUAAAUAUAAUUCCAUGAAAGACUACUCCUUUGAAAAAAAAAAAAGAACAACUCUCCAUAAAAGAACUUUAAUAAGCUUGACUAAAUAUUUAGAAAGCAUAUUGUGUUGAGUGAAACUUUGAAUGUAAUAAAUAAUGAGAGUAAUAGAAGGUACUUUUGGAUGACUGGUUUGUCAAGGAACACAAACAAAGAAAACAAGUUCUUUUGAUUACUUCCUCAAACAGCCAACACAAUGGGGAAAGUGGAGGAAAUGUUGCAUGAACACUAUGAAAAGGGAACCAGAAAGCCUAACAUGUAAACUUGGAGAAAUGACAGCAUUAGAAAACAAACCUACAAAAGAGAACACCUUCUAGUGUAAGCCGAGUUGCGCAAAAGAUAGAUAUUCUCUAGAAGUGGAGCUUUAUCAAGUCUGCCAAGAGACUAAGUGGAAUAGUUUACCUUCAACAUGAUUAACAAGCCUUUCUUUGAAAUUGUGUUGGUGCUGCUGGCUUCUUCCACCGUCUUCUCCCGAGAGUUGAAACCGGUUCUUUUCCAACAAAGAAGAGUAAACAGAGAGAGUUUAAAACUCUUGAAUAAAUUGCGAACCUCAUCAAUUCAGCAGUGUCUACCACAUAGGAAAAACUUCUUGCUUCCCCAGAAGUCUGUGGAUCCUCACCAGUAUCAGAAAGGACACAUACUGGCCAUUCUUCAUGAGAUGCUUCAGCAGAUUUUCAACCUCUUCAGGGCAGUUAUUUCUCUGCAUGGUUGGGAGGAAAUCCAAAUGGAUAGGUUCCUCUCUGAACUUCAUCAACAGCUGGAAUACCUGGAAACACUCAUACAACUGCAAGCUGAACAGAGAAGUGGCACCUUGGGUAGUGAGCACCUUAGGUUACAGGUUAAAAGUUACUUCCAAAGGAUCCAUGAUUACCUGGAAAGUCAGGAAUACAGCAGCUGUGCCUGGACCAUUGUUCAGAUAGAAAUCAACCGGUGUCUGUUCUUUGUGAUCCAACUCACAGGAAAGCUGAGCAAACAAGGAAUGGAUCCUUGAACCUUGUGGAGCAAGAGCCAGCUGCAGGCUUUAAAAGUAUAGGGUAGGUGGAGGAGUGGGAGGAUUUCUCCAGACGCUAUUCUUUCUUUUGUCUUAAAAUGGUAGUAUUGCUUUGGUUUUGUGUGUGUAUGUAUAUGUAUAUAUACACAUUGAUUUGCGCUUUAAGA
Vicugna pacos (alpaca) is the source of this 4467-nucleotide messenger RNA. The record is from RefSeq and is a predicted model, not a curated record. Lineage: Eukaryota; Metazoa; Chordata; Mammalia; Artiodactyla; Camelidae.